GAGCGGCGGGACCCGGGCUGUUGCGCUGGCGCGGGAGGCGGUGGCGGUAGCUGUGGCUUUGCCGGGGGUUUGGGGUCUGCCGUCCUGAGUUGAGACCAUGUCUUCGUUUGUGACCGAAGUGUUGGCGCACUCGGGGCGACUGGAGAAGGAAGAUCUGGGCACCCGGAUCGGUCGCUUGACCAGGAGGGUGGAGGAGAUCAAGGGCGAGGUCUGCAGCAUGAUCAACAAGAAGUACAAUGAAUUCUUGCCUAGCAUGCAGAGUGCCCAGGACCUGGUAACCCAGGUGGAUGAGCUGUGUGGUGACAUUGAUGUGCUGAAAUCCAGGGUGGAGAGUGAGGUACAACAGGACCUUCAUGUAUCCAUUGCGGAAUUUACACAACUGAAGCAGCAGCUGGAAAGAGACACGGUCGUCCUGAGCAUGCUCAAACAGCUUCAGGAGUUUUCCACCGCCAUUGAAGAAUAUAAUUGUGCCUUAUCAGAGAAGAAGUAUGUUGCUGCUGCUCAGCACCUGCAAAAGGCACAGAACUGUUUGAAGUUGUUAAAAUCCAGGAAAGGCUUUGAAUUACAGAUUUUCAAAUCCCUAAGUGUGGAGCUCACGAUCCAGAAACAGAACAUACUCUACCACCUUGGGGAGGAGUGGCAGAAGCUGGCUUCCUGGAAGCUUCCUACAUCCAAAGUUAGCAGCUUGGAAUCUGCCCUACAGACAGAACUUCACUUGUGUACGGAACCAUCGCAGAAAGAAGAUGAGGCCCCUUCCCCACCUAUCAGUUCUGUGCUCUUGGCAUUUGCUCUUGUUGGCGAGCUGCACACCAAACUGAAGUCCUUCAGCCAGUUGCUGCUGAAGUACAUCAUCAGGCCCCUGGUAUCUUAUCCAUCCCUCCAUGCCAUAAUUGACACCCGUCCGGAUGCAGUUGUCUUUCGAUUUGAAUCUGUGGCAACCGACUUGGAACACUCAUCUCCACCUGAGGUUUUUACAAAGAUCAGGCUGGUGCUGGAAGUUCUUCAGAAACACCUGCUGGACUUGCCUCUUGGUGAUGAUUUGGAAGAUGAAAAAGUAUCUAAGAUUGUAUUGGCAGAGAUUGUGGGUGACAUGAUCUGGGAAGAUAUGUCUGAGUGCCUCAUUAAAGAUUGUUUGGUUUAUUCCAUUCCAACAAACAGCAACAAGUUAGAACAGUAUGAGGAGGUGAUACAGUCCACUGAAGAAUUUGAAAAUGCUCUUAAGGGCAUGAGAUUUUUAAAAGGAGAUACUACUGAUUUGUUGAAAUAUGCCCGGAAUAUCAAUUCUCAUUUCGCUAACAAGAAGUGCCAAGAUGUGAUUGUGGCAGCAAGAAACCUAAUGACUUCAGAGAUUCACAACACUGUAAAGAUCAGUCCAGAGUCUAAGAUAGCUCUGCCAGAACUACCAGCCCCAGAUGAGGGUAACAAGCUCAAAAUGCAAAAAGCGUCUAAAAGUCUGCACAAUGAAAUGAUGAAUUUAGACACUGAAAAUAAACUGGGUGAGCAUUCUUUCUCUUUGCCAACGUGCCGGAUCAGUGAAUCUGUGGAGAAACUGAUGGAGCUGGCCUACCAGACUUUAUUGGAAGCAACAACUAGUAGUGAUCAAUGUGCCGUUCAGCUUUUCUACUCAGUGAGGAAUAUUUUUCAUUUGUUUCACGAUGUUGUGCCAACAUAUCACAAGGAGAACCUUCAAAAACUUCCCCAGCUGGCUGCCAUUCAUCACAACAACUGCAUGUACAUUGCUCAUCACUUAUUGACCCUUGGGCAUCAGUUCAAGUUACGCCUUGCCCCUGUUCUUUGUGAUGGCACCACUACUUUUGUGGAUCUUGUUCCAGGCUUCAGGAGACUUGGGACAGAAUGUUUUCUGGCCCAGAUGAGGGCACAAAAGGGAGAGCUUCUGGAACGACUGUCAAGUGCAAGGAACUUUUCAAACAUGGAUGAUGAAGAUAAUUAUUCUGCAGCAAGCAGAGCAGUUCGGCAGGUACUACAUCAGUUAAAGAGACUUGGAGUUGUGUGGCAAGAUGUGCUUCCAGUAAAUAUAUACUGCAAAGCUAUGGGGACCUUACUUAACACCGCCAUUGCUGAGAUCAUCGGCAGAAUUACUGCCCUAGAGGACAUUUCUACCCAAGAUGGCGACAGGUUGUACUCUUUGUGCAGAACAAUAGUGGAAGAAGGACCCCAGGUAUUUACACCGUUACCUGAAGAAAAUGAAAAUAAGAAAUUUCAAGAAGAGGUUCCCGUCUAUGUACCAAAAUGGAUGUCAUUCAAAGAGUUGAUGCUGCUGCUACAGGCAAGCUUGCAAGAAAUUGGAGAUCGGUUUUACCUGCUGCUGAUUUGCUUUUGAAAAAUGGUAGACUCCUAGCCAUGAGAGUUGAGUCGUCAUAAACAAGUUCAGACAGACUGAGUGAUUUCAGAGUAAAGGAAAACAGACUGCCUCAGCUACGUGAUUUGUUGGCCUCUGUUCUUUUUCAGCCUUAUUUGCUUUAUCACUCUUUGCUUUUGACCCUCCUUAGAAAUGGUUACGGAGAUCAGUAGAUGCCCGUUUCUUGUUAAAACAUGCCCAGAACAGAAGAGAUCCUUUCCACUUGUUCCUAUCUUGUGUGUCCAGUAGGAAAUCAUGUAUUGAAUCUUUUGUUUUCCAGGUGGGCUGAUGGGAAGGGACCCUUGGCAACUGCCUUCUCCUCUGGUGAGGUGAAGGCUUUAAUCCGGGCCUUGUUCCAGAACACAGAAAGAAGAGCAGCUGCCCUUGCUAAAAUUAAAUAGCCCCGUCUUCCUGUGAAAGCCUCGCCAUCAUUGUAAGGAAUCUUCUUCUGGCAUUGUUUCUUAUGCCAUUCUCUGGAAAUGCCUAUUAAUUUUGAUGAACUUCCUGCCAGAAUAUCAUGGAGUUUGACUUUAUAUAAAGACUGUCGUACAUAUGUGGCCUGAAUGAGAUUUGGCAGAAAAUGUGCCACAUCAGCAGGACAAGAGAUGAAGUGGAGCAGGACGCCUCAGGGGACUUCCUGUUGUCUGUGGGAAAAUAUAGUCUUUUCUUCUGCUUCCAGGGCCUUUUGGGAGCUGCGUUCCGGGAGGAAGUGGCCCCUGAUUCUAGACCAAGAAAUCAGGGACACUGACUUAGUGGGGAGCUGGCAUCCACUUCCCUGUGGGAAGGAUAUUUUUUGAAGGGAGUUCCCAGCACCUUAGUGGCCUAACAGUUAUUAGGUGGACUUCCUGCAUUUCACCUUUCCAAUAAAUGAUACUUUUCAGAA
Trichosurus vulpecula (common brushtail) is the source of this 3242-nucleotide messenger RNA. It is a transcript of the gene ZW10, whose product is annotated as zw10 kinetochore protein. Lineage: Eukaryota; Metazoa; Chordata; Mammalia; Diprotodontia; Phalangeridae. Gene Ontology annotation, cellular component: nucleus; chromosome, centromeric region; RZZ complex. The coding region runs from base 98 to 2341 and encodes 747 amino acids. Gene Ontology annotation, biological process: mitotic cell cycle; mitotic spindle assembly checkpoint signaling; endoplasmic reticulum to Golgi vesicle-mediated transport. The record is from RefSeq and is a predicted model, not a curated record. The transcript has 16 exons.